This is a messenger RNA of Tarenaya hassleriana, 2264 nucleotides long. RefSeq lists its product as uncharacterized. Gene Ontology annotation, molecular function: protein kinase binding. The coding region runs from base 185 to 2068 and encodes 627 amino acids. Gene Ontology annotation, cellular component: cytoplasm. Lineage: Eukaryota; Viridiplantae; Streptophyta; Magnoliopsida; Brassicales; Cleomaceae. The transcript is spliced from 5 exons. The record is from RefSeq and is a predicted model, not a curated record.
GACUACGGCUAAUUUCUGAUUCUCUUGUUAAUUUCGUUGCUGUUCCCAAGGAACCCUACCAUUCGGAAUUCAUCUGAGAUGUGAUUGAAACAGCGUCGAAUUCAGGGGGAAAAAAAAGAAGAUCGAAACUUUUAGCUAUUCUUGUGCCGAUUAAGAAAUCUGAGCUCGAGGGUUUGUCUAAGUGAUGGCGAAAUUCAACUGCUUCGCCGGAUUGAUGAGGAAGAAGAACAAGGCGAAUGGGAGAACUCCAAGAUCGGGAGAGUACAAAUCAUCGCAGAGAAUCCGCCAGCUCAGACUGGAAGAACCGGUCAAGCCCCUGGAGAACGACGAGCCCAACAGCUCAGGUCAUGACAAAGCCAUUCUCGGAAACCACACUCCGGUCGGCCCUGCAUCUUACGACGGCGAAGAUGAACGCGAUGACGAAAACGCUUCCAUGAAACGGGAAUUCUCCGAUUUCCAUCCCCAAGCCAGCGCCCCCCAAUCCACAAACGGCGAUUUCUGCUCUAAAGACUCGAAUUUGGAGAAUGUCAAGGAGGUUUCAGAAGCUCCGGAUGGCAGCCAUGGCUACGACGGGCACGUAAGCGACCCUGGCGUGGGAAGAGUCGCAUCAAUGGAGGCCUCUCCUAAGCUGAAACGCUCGUGCUCUAGCCUCGAAACCCGAGAGGUUUUGAGUAAGAUCACGAGCCGUCUCACCCGUCCCGAUCACGUUUCUCCUCGUGAUGCUACCGAGUUCUUCGAUAUUGCUCCUGAGAGUCCUACAUCAGUGCUAUCGCAGAGAAGUGCAGAUAGAGUGAUGCUGAAGAAAUACUCGUCGAGGCAGAUUCUUCCCUCGAGGAGCAAGCGAUUAUGGUGGAAGCUCUUCCUAUGGAGCCACCGGAACCUCCAUAAACGCCAGGAUUCGUCAAAGUCUCAGCCUUUGCGUGUUUCCGAGGCGAAACAAGAGUCGGGUUAUGCAUCCGACAUCCUCGAGCACAACCAGGUGGCAGCGAAAUCGAGCCCUGGAGCAUUCACCGAAGAUUCUCCCAACAAUUUCACUGGUUCCCCAGGCCAAGAAGCUUCUUCAAGCUUGUGGCCGCAUAACCAGUGGCUAGCGUUCUCUGCUGAAUCAUCUUCUUUCAAAAGAGUAGACGAAUGGGUGAGAGAUCUCGAUGUCGAAACCUCGGUUCCCGCCUUUGAGGACGGCGACAUAGCGGGUGGUUUUGACUUCCCAAAUUCUCUCGAGGCCGAGAGAUCAAACCCGGGAGGGCAAAUGGCUCAUAACGGAAGCAGCAAUAUAUAUGAGGCAAUUGUUCACGCGAAUAGCCUUAUCCAGUCACUGAACAAAUCCUCAAGCGUGGCUCAUAUUUCGAGCAUCGGGUUGAAAGCUGUUCCGACCAUCUGCCAUUUCAACAGCCUUAAGUCGGUAGACUUAUCCAACAACUUCAUAGUUCAAAUAACUCAGGGAUCACUGCCAAAGGGCCUGCACGCGUUGGACCUUUCGAAGAACAAGAUCACUGUCAUCGAAGGUCUUAGAGAUUUGUCGCGGCUUCGGGUUCUCGAUCUCAGUUACAAUCGCAUCUCUCGCAUUGGACAAGGCUUAUCAAACUGCGUUCUGAUCAAAGAACUCUACCUGGCCGGGAACAAGAUCAGCAACGUCGAGGGCUUACACCGACUCCUGAAACUCACAGUCCUCGACCUCAGCUUCAACAAGAUCACCACCGCCAAAUCCAUCGGACAGCUCGUCGCCAAUUACAAUUCCCUAGUCGCUCUCAACCUCCUGGGGAACCCGAUACAGAGCAAUAUCGGCGAGGAUCAGUUGCGGAAGGCGGCCUGCGGCUUGCUCCCCAAGCUCGUUUACCUCAACAAGCAGUCCGUUAAGCCUCAUCGAGCCAGGGAGGUUAUCACUGACAGCGUGGCUCGAGCCGCUUUGGGCGGUGGCUCAAACGGUAGUAGCUCUCUGCACCGUCACAGAAGGUCGGGCAAGCGAGUCAGCGGCUCAGGUGGUUCGAGCUCUUCACCGAGCGUCCAUAAACACAAGGGGACGAAGAACCGAAGUCGGCAUCAGCUGAAGAAAACUGCGUUACAUUAGGUGAUGGGUCAGGUGUUUUAUGGGUUGCUGAAAAAGAUCAUGUUCCCGUUCCGUUGCCUGAGACAGUUUGAAGUUGUGUUUGGUGUCUUCUGGUGAUCAAAGUGUGACUUUUAAUUGUUACUUCUAAGUUAACCUUUCGUCCCUCUUUUUUAUUUUUUCUGUAUAAAUAAAUAUAUAGAAAAACGUAGGAAGAUUA